This is a messenger RNA of Helianthus annuus (common sunflower), 848 nucleotides long. RefSeq lists its product as uncharacterized. NCBI's taxonomy places the organism in Eukaryota, Viridiplantae, Streptophyta, Magnoliopsida, Asterales, Asteraceae. Bases 262 to 579 code for a protein of 105 amino acids. The transcript is spliced from 4 exons. The record is from RefSeq and is a predicted model, not a curated record.
CGAGAUGACAUGAAUCUCUCAUUUGGAUUCCUUCUGCCUUUUGCUCCUUUCACUUGGAUAUCUCCAAGAUAACAUACAUUUAUGCCCAUAUAUGUGUAUAUAUAGAUAGAAAAACAAAAGAGGUUUAUAAUAAUAUUUCUUCUUCAAGUGAAUUCAAUUGUCACACCGUACCGCUCUUUUAUUUUCUAAUAAAGAAUUUGAACAAGCUUCUUUCAUUCUCUUUGUUUCUUUGUCCAUUUUUUUAAUCAAAAACAAAGAUUCAUGAAGCGCAAGUAUCACAGUUGCCAGCCAUCUUUACCAUGUUUUCAUUGCCACCCCAUUACUUAUAUUAGACUGGUUCAACAUCUUAUAGAGAGGUGUCUGUUGCUGAAAAUGCACCGAGAUGAGUGUGUUUGGGCUCUUGCCAAACAUGCCUGCAUUCAUCCAGUCGUCACACUUACAGUGUGGAGGGGACUACAGAAAGAAAACAUAGAAUUCUUCCAAGCAUAUAAUUUCCAUGCUACUUCUUCAAGACUUUUUAUGAGAUAUAGUCAUAAAACACAAAGGUUUGGGAGAAGGAAUCAUCAUUUGAGAUAUUAAAGAAAAAUAAGACAUUCCUUCAUAACCAGCAUGCAAGCACACCCUGAGUGUCAUAUGUUUGAUAAAAUCUCCAACUUAACCGAUCGAUAGAACUAUCAUAAUCAGAAAAACCCGAGGGUCUACAUAUAAAGAACUUAUAGCAUACUCAAACCCAAUGAAUCAACUUGUCCAACAAUGUCAAUGACUCAAAAGAGUCUACCUAUUUAGUAACGUACCCUUGAGUCAUAGUUAUAGGGUUUGAAGAAUAUUAAUAUUUGGUUGAUGUUUUA